Messenger RNA from Trypanosoma theileri, 552 nucleotides. RefSeq lists its product as uncharacterized. The record is from RefSeq and is a predicted model, not a curated record. The annotation marks the transcript as partial. The transcript has a single exon. NCBI's taxonomy places the organism in Eukaryota, Euglenozoa, Kinetoplastea, Trypanosomatida, Trypanosomatidae.
GAACAAAGUGAUUCUCAUGUUAACGAAGAAGAAGGGGAAAGACAGAAACAACUGGGAAAUAACAAGCAGGAGGCAUUAAAACCAUCACAAGAAGCUAAACCAGGUGAAGCUUCUUCUGUACAAGAAUCUGGAUCACACCCAAAUAGAAAGCCAUUAAGCGACCACACAUCUCCAUCACAAACAGAAUCCACUGAUUCACAAAACACAGAGAACACAAACACAACAACGUCAGGAACUGCUGAAGGGCAAGAACCAUCAUCCACUGGCACAACUCCUAAUACAGGUGACACUUCACACAGCAGUUCGGCCACAGCUGAUGCUCAAAAUAAUCCGACUGAUAAUGAAACUAAUGUUGCUGCGAACCCUGCAGAGAGUGAAACAACCCGUAAUGAGCAAUCCACCACCACCACCACCACAACAACAACACUUCCUCCUGAACUCACAAACAACAAGAAGGGUGAUGCAGACAGCAGCAGCAGUAUCAGCAGUUCUGUGUGGGUGCGUGUGCCACUACUGAUUGUGGUUACACUGGCCUGUAUUCUUGUGUACUAA